Molecule: messenger RNA, 1289 nt
Organism: Vavraia culicis subsp. floridensis
Lineage: Eukaryota; Fungi; Microsporidia; Pleistophoridae
Exons: 1
Coding region: 674-1108 (144 amino acids)
Source: RefSeq, a predicted model, not a curated record
UGCCUGACGAGCACAUCCUGAACAUGAAAGUAAGAAGAAUCACAUGCUCAGUGUUUUACACCAACAUUAUUUGCAAAGCGGUGUAACGCACUUCACAACAAUUCAUUUUACCAUCCCCAUCAUCAUUUUUAUUGAAUCGCUUUGUGGUCCUGUACGUGUACAGCGAUGCUCCGCUUCAUCUGUCGCUUUCGACCCGUAAGAAGACCGUCCAACGCUCAUAAAUUACGAACUGCUAUCUUUACGUGGUACAGCGUAGCGCAUCGCACGCAAAUACGUGAGGCAUUCUUUUGCAUAUGGUGUGCUGAUUUGAGAGCAGGACCUUGUUCAGAACAGCGGUGAGUGUUGAUCGGUUGGUGCACAAACUCUUCCACCGAUCAAAGCCUCUACUUUCACUCAUACAUUUCCUAAUUCAUCCCUUUUUAGUAACUCCGCCCAAGCCACACACAAAUCCACAAAACAAACCACCAAUCACUAUCAAAAUGUCUAAUUGACAAUGUUAUCAAAAAUGAUACAGCACUUCACGUAUCAUACAAUGCCAUGGAUAGUUCAAGUGCUUGCAUAUUUAUAACACGUCUCGUACGGUUAAUACGUAUGCUUAUGUCUUGCCAUCUGUUGAUGCUUUUGCAUUUUUUCACUUUCCUGUUUAUAAAAAAUUAAAAAUUUAUCCCACGUGAUGAGGGAAUGCGAUGAGGAGAAAAACCUGCAGGAUGCUUUGAUCGAUAUCGUAGAGGAAAGCAAUAGUACGUGCGAGAGUGCUGAUGAGUAUAUGCUCUACAAUACAGAAUACGAUGACGAGUUGGGGAAUGCCAACAGGAUGAAGGUGAAAGAAGCCUUGGCAAAAUUGAAGGAGAAGAAGGGUGAUGUGUACGAGAUUUGUCUGUCCAAGAAUACCAUAUUAGGUGAUAUUGUGAAUUAUUUGAACGGCAGGAAGAUGAAAGGUAGGGUGGAGAAAAGAGGAAUGGAGAAGAAAAUCUUGGAAGAGAAGAACUGUCAAGUGAGGGUUGAGGUCAGGAGCAAAGUAAAGAUAUGUGAUGAUGACAAUGGUAAGAGGAUAAGAGCGAAGGACAAGGAGUACUUCAAAACGAAUUUCUGUGGUAACUGGGAUUGAUCAGCACAGUGCGAUGCUCGUUCGUUUUAAUGGUAUGUUUGUGUUCUCAUAUUCUCCUCCUGGUCAGUAUUCUGGAGAACUGCGGUUGCAGCGUGUGCUGGUUAGCAGAUGGGCAGCUACCCCGGCCCGCAUUGUUCCUUUGGCUGAUGAGAAAUUUAAGUAAACGUAUUGUUCGGAUUUU